AUGCCCGGCCUUCUCGACCAGCUCGAUGCAGUCAUUUCCGACCAGUUGGCGACAUGGAACAUCUACUCCACUCUCCUCGUCUUUGCCAUGCUCGCCUUCCUUGCUUUUGUCAUUUACGAUAGCAAAGAUGCCGACACUCACCCACUGCUACUUGCUAGACAGGCGCAGGCCUCAUACGUGCGCCAACCGGGAGAGUCGGCCAUCUUCAGGUCGCCCGAAACGCCUCAUGGCUAUCCCCUCCGAACCGGCCUCGCCGUCAAGAUACCCGGCGCACCCAUGUACUCUGCCGGCAAGGAUGGCGACCUGCAGGACAUCUGGAAGCGCGUCACGGGCGAGAUUCCCCUGGAAAAGGGACAGAAAUCUAGCGGGACAGCAACGCUGAUGACGGUCCGGGGCAAGGAGGGCGUCUCCGAACACGCCGUUGACGACAUCACCAAGGAGAUAGCCAUUAUUGGCAGCCACCUGAAGGACCACGGUGCGACGAGAGUGGCUGUCUACCUGCCCAACAGUGUCGAGUUCCUGGCCGUCCUCUUCGCCGCUGCCUUCUACGGCUUCACUCCCAUCCUGAUUCCCUUCAACCAACCACACCCGACCCUCGUGGAUCUCUUGGUCAGCACAGGCGCUGACGCGUUGAUUGCGGCAGCUGGCUCCAUCUCACUCGCCGAGGUCGGCAAGGGCGCUCCAGGUCUCCGACAGAUUGUAUGGACGGUCGAGGAGACAAGCAGACACAUGGACUGGAGCGAGGUGCCCCAAGGUAUCGGCGGGAAGAUUGACGUUUCCGUAUGGCACGAGCUCGUGCUAGAGCAAAAGACCAGUGCUGUGCAGCUGCCUGCGAACAAGGACAAGGCGCCCAGCGUUGCCUUUGUCUGGCAGGAGGCUCCUGGUAAAGCAGCCGAAGUGGUCGAAUUCACCCAACAGAACUUGGCCGCUGCCAUCGGUGCCUUGAUUACUGCUCUGCCGCCCGCGCCUCGCAUCAACCCCUCGGACACGUUCCUUCCGGCUGAUGCCUUUACAAACUCGUAUUGCUUAUGCUUAACUCUGGCCGCGCUCUUCUCCCAUGCUACCGUCAUCAUCAACUCGGUUGCAGGUCCAGGUGUCGACCUGACGCUAGCCAGCCGCUCCAUUGCGCCCACAGUCACCGUCAUCUCUGCUGAGACGGCUGCCAAACUUCACAGCACUACAAACGUCUCCAUCACAAGUGGAGCAAAGAAGCUGGCUCACUAUCUCGAAUCACGCAUUCUCCAAUCCGGUCGUUUACCCACAGAUUCGCUACUAUCAAAGCUCAACCCACCAACAAGGGCCAAUGUUGGCAGCACGCCAGGAAAGCUACGGCUCAUUUUCGUCUCGGAGCGUGCCGGCCACAAUACGCCUCCACUGAGCUCAGAGGAUCUUUCCGAUCUUCGCAUCUACACCCAAGCCCGUGUAGUCUACGCCUUGACAGCUGCCAAAGUUGCAGGCGCUAUCGCACAGACUAAUGUUUAUGAUUACAGGACAGGCAACACACCAGCCAACAAGCACAGCCAUUUUGGCGUACCCCUGAGCUGUGUAGAGAUCAAGUUGAAGGACACGCCGCAGCUCAAGACAACGGAUGAGCGGUCUGUUGGCGAGCUUGUGGUUACUGGGCCUGCCGUGGCUGGUGGAGAGGUACAUCUUGGGUUCAAUGCGACCGUGCGAGACGACCAUACACUGGCAUAUGUAUAG
Molecule: messenger RNA, 1701 nt
Organism: Plenodomus lingam JN3
Lineage: Eukaryota; Fungi; Ascomycota; Dothideomycetes; Pleosporales; Leptosphaeriaceae
Source: RefSeq, a predicted model, not a curated record